Thyridium curvatum is the source of this 1440-nucleotide messenger RNA. RefSeq lists its product as uncharacterized. The record is from RefSeq and is a predicted model, not a curated record. The coding region runs from base 1 to 1440 and encodes 479 amino acids. The transcript is spliced from 5 exons. Gene Ontology annotation, molecular function: ATP binding; protein serine/threonine kinase activity. Gene Ontology annotation, biological process: peptidyl-serine phosphorylation; intracellular signal transduction. Lineage: Eukaryota; Fungi; Ascomycota; Sordariomycetes; Thyridiales; Thyridiaceae.
AUGUUGAAAAGCAACCAGGAGGGACACUUGCGAGCCGAGAGGGAUUUCUUGGUUGCAUCAGAGGGAUCGAGGUGGAUCGUGCCCCUGAUCGCGAGUUUCCAGGAUGCUGCCAAUCUUUACCUGGUCAUGGAGUAUAUGCCUGGUGGUGAUUUUCUUGGUCUGCUCAUCCGCGAGAACAUCUUGCAUGAAACCGUGGCUCGCUUCUACAUUGCUGAGAUGAUUGUCUGCGUCGAAGAGGCCCAUGCUCUUCGUUGCAUACACCGCGAUAUCAAACCGGACAAUUUCCUCGUCAGUGCAUCUGGCCAUCUCAAGAUCUCGGAUUUUGGCCUGGCGUUUGACGGCCAUUGGAGUCAUGACACGACCUACUACACCAGCACUCGCUAUUCCCUCCUGAAGAAGCUAGGCAUCAACGUCGACGGCGACGAGCAGGAUCGCAAGUCCGGCAAAGCACGGCAUGCUGCCACCACUAUCGCCGGGCUGGAGAAGCACGAGCCAAAGAACGGAUACGACGUUGGCACCAGCCAAUACAUGGCACCCGAGUGGAGCAUUGGUGUGAUUCUAUAUGAGUGCCUCUAUGGGCACACGCCGUUCUUGGCGGAAGAAGGUCGACACCAGACAAAGCAGAACAUCAUUACGGAAAGACUAUGCUCACAACGCUACCGCUUGAGGGACAUUGCUGCCCUGGCAUCUUCGGCCCCUAGUCCGGCAGGUUAUAGCUCACACCAACGGCCUACGGACUUUGCCGACCGCUAUGUCUAUCCAUACGACGCCGAAGACAUCAAGUCACACAAGUGGUUCCGCGGUGUGCCAUGGGACAGACUCCAUCUGUUGCCUCCUCCUUUUAUCCCGUCGCUGCGUUCCACCGACGACACGCAAUAUUUCGAAGAAGACGACCCCAUUAGUGACCGGAUGGACAGCAGCAGCGAGUCUUCAGAGGCAUCCGCGGAGCCUGACGACAACCUGACAGCAGAGCAGCUGGAGCUCAGAGAACAGCAGCGCGAGCUGAAGCGCGUCAACCGCGAGAACGAGAUGCGAGAUGCUCUCCGGGGGUUUGGACGCAGCAUCCAGCGCUUGGCGUUGGGGUGGGUGGCCGCCCCCUACGAUGCCACACGCCUCCGCAAUGUGGAUCAGUGUAUCGAUCAGCUGCUGGGCGUGGGCGACCUCGACAAGGAGGUGCUGAAGCAGUUUGUGCGCUGCUUUGGACGGAAGGAGCGCAAGAGGCCGCGGGAUCGACUCCUGCGCGACAAGGGCACCAAGGGCAUCGUGCUGGAUCUGAGGAAGCGCCAUGCUUUCUUGGGCUACACGUGGCGACGGAGAAGGGCGUCGCCGACUCUGCCCGCCACGAGCGCUCCCAGAGGCGGGCUGGAGCAGCUUGGGUUCGGGCCCACGAGCGAGCUGGCAUCUCUGCGAGCCUUGCAUGGGGCGAGGAUGGGCGUGUGA